UCGAUUUCAUCGAUCCAAAAACCACCUCCAAUCCAAUCCAAUGUUCAUCAUCAUCAUCUUCUUCAUUUCUUUUAAUCCCUAAACCCUUAUCUUUCCGCAUCAAGCGAUCUGUAUUCAACUCCACUUCUAUUUUCUUGGCCAUGCGACCUUGGUUCUCCGGGAUCGCCCUCUCCAGAGAGGACUUCUUCCUUCUUAUUAAUCAAUCUUUGCAGACCACUUUCACCAAUGACCGCAGAUAAUCAACCCCCUGCUUCAUCCUGCAUGCUCUGCAAUGCCACCGCCGGCGCUGUCGCUGGAGUUCUUGCAGCCACAUUUGUAUGUCCUUUAGAUGUGAUCAAGACCAGGUUUCAGGUUCACGGUCUACCGCAUCUUAAUGGUGGAAGUAUUAGAGGUAGUCUAAUAGUUGGGAGCCUGGAACAGAUUAUCCGGAAGGAAGGCAUUCGUGGCAUGUAUCGUGGGCUUUCUCCCACUAUUCUUGCCUUGCUUCCAAACUGGGCGGUGUAUUUUACUAUAUAUGACCAGCUGAAAGGUUCACUUAGCUCUGAUGGAAAUCAUCAGCUACCUUUUGGCGCCAAUAUGAUAGCUGCUUCAGGGGCUGGAGUUGCAACAACAAUUGUAACGAAUCCUUUGUGGGUUGUUAAGACAAGGCUACAAACUCAAGGAAUGAGGACAGGCCUAAUGCCAUAUCGGGGUACACUUUCAGCUUUGAGGAGAAUUGCUCACGAAGAGGGUAUUCGUGGUUUAUACAGUGGUCUUGUACCUGCAAUGGCCGGUAUCAGUCAUGUCGCAAUCCAAUUUCCAGCAUAUGAGAAGAUCAAAAGCUAUUUAGCUAGUAGAGAGAAUAUAGAGAUGGAUCAAUUGGGUGCACGUGAUGUUGCUGUUGCCUCUUCGGUUUCUAAAGUAUUUGCAUCCACUCUGACGUAUCCACAUGAGGUGGUUCGGUCGAGGCUUCAAGAACAAGGACACCAUUCUGAAAAGAGAUACUCUGGAAUGGUGGAUUGCAUAAAGAAAGUGUUUCAACAAGAGGGCCUCCCUGGUUUUUACCGUGGCUGUGCUACGAAUCUGCUCAGGACUACUCCGGCUGCUGUUAUAACAUUUACCAGCUUCGAGAUGAUUCACCGACUUCUUGUUACUUGAUUCUCUUUUCAUCUUCAUCUUCACACAUUGUGAAGAUGAACCACACUAUUAUUGGCAACAUAGCUAGCAUUGUUUGGAAUUGGUGGUACAAACUACAAAGAGUUAUAUAAUAUAGCAGAUACUUUAAAUACAA
Cynara cardunculus var. scolymus (artichoke) is the source of this 1270-nucleotide messenger RNA. Its product is annotated as nicotinamide adenine dinucleotide transporter 1, chloroplastic. Gene Ontology annotation, molecular function: NAD transmembrane transporter activity. The coding region runs from base 226 to 1137 and encodes 303 amino acids. Gene Ontology annotation, biological process: NAD transmembrane transport. The transcript is spliced from 9 exons. The record is from RefSeq and is a predicted model, not a curated record. NCBI's taxonomy places the organism in Eukaryota, Viridiplantae, Streptophyta, Magnoliopsida, Asterales, Asteraceae.